GGAAACCCUCAGCCAGCUGCGGUGGUUUUGGAAUAUAAUCCAGCGAUACCGACUGUGACGGAGCCCGUACAGAUUCACCUCUCUUGAAACGGACCGCAUCGAGCCGCUGCAGCCACAGAGGCGACUUCGCCAUCAUUCGCAGGAUGUCUGCUGGUCAUUUCCUUCUCACUCUGACUUGCUGACUUGCAAUUGGAUAGCUCGUUAAAACAACGCCAGGUGAAGCCUUCGAGGAGAGAAACAGUGAAGCACAGUGGAGGAUACAUUAUGUUGUGGGACUGUUUUGCCCUGUUUGGAAGGAAUCAUGACAUUUGCGCAUGACCAAGGGCUUUUACAGCCAAAUUCGCUCCCCACCGUUUGGGCGGAAGAUCAUGUGUCUUUCAGUGCAGUAAAGCGCGUAAGAUUGCAUCAAAAGCACAAAGCAUCUCAAACCCAUUGAAAAAUACUGGAAAAAGAUGAACUCGGCCAGGAAAGAAGUCCUACGAGCAUUCGAGAGUGGGAAAGACUGCUAGCUGACUUGCGCUCGAAGCUUCAAGACUCCUGUCACAAACGUUUGGACAAAAAGUUGUACUUCAGCAGCAAAAUAUUUAGUAAGUCCUGUCCAGUCUCCAGUCGACGCGCUCACAAAUGAGGACAGAAUGAAGCCAUUGUUCCUUCUGGAAGGCCGGCGACGCUGCCGGUGAGCGUGUGCGGUGACAUCAUAGCCUCGCGUAAACAUGUGCAACACAUUGGAAGCCCGUGAGAAGCCCCGCGUGUCAGCGCGAGCUUCAGCUGCCCCCUCGUCAAUCGUCUCUAUUGAUUUCUUAGUGCUGCGAGGUCACGGUAAGCCCAUAAGAAAAGUCAUCGGAGACGAGGGGAUCCGCUUUCGCUUUCCCGUUGGCCGGAAGCGUCGACGCUGUGGUUGUUACGGCAACAGCGAUCCUGAUCAUUUCCUGUGAGCCGUGUCGGAUGUCACGUGUCAGGUUGUGCGGUUUUGUCAUCUUGAAGCACUUAGCGCUCAUCUUUGAAGUGUGUGUGUGUAGGUGUGUUUUCUCUCUGUGUCCUGUCAAGCUGAAGAAGUCUUUGGAAAAACAUCCGCCUGGCACUCCGCAGCCGACUUGACCUUGGACCUCGUGUUUGGCGCCCGGCGACGCAUGUACGACUCCAAGGCCUCGUGGCUGAACACUUUGGCAAACACCUGCGUGCACGGAUGAAUGAAGACGGAUCAGCAUUAGCGGGUCGGCUAUCGGAGUCUCGCUCAAGGACGCCGCGGAUCGGGAGAUCUUUUUGAGAGCACACACUUUUUUCCCCCUCUGGUCACCACAACGGAUCCACUGAUGAACCCGCAGAGAUGAUGUACAACUUUGUUCUUUGACUCGUGCAAAAAUGCUGAAAACGGCCUGAUGGAAGAUGUAUACAAUCAUGGAUUCGUUUCUGUACAUUGUGACAUGCCUCCACGACGUUUGCACGGAGAUCCAGACAAGAUUGCCGGAACUUGUCCAGGCGAAAAGUAGCCGCGGGAGUUCAUCGAGACGAUUUCCGCCACCAACAAAAGAGCGGCUCCGUGAAGACGGCGGCUGCGAGGGAGGACAUCCGGCCGGCUCUGACGUCACCCACUGAUCUGCGACUGAGAAAGGCGACGAGGGUCGUCAACUUGUAAUGGAGCCCCAAAAGAAGCUGAUCAACGCUGCAGAGGACUGCGUGGACGAGGCUCUGUGCGGCCUGGUGAGGGCCUCCGGCGGCCUGUCUCUGCUGCGGGGCCACCGGGUGGUGUUGCGCUCAGACCUGGAUCCGGUGAGGGGCAAAGUGGCGCUGCUGGCAGGAGGGGGGUCAGGACACGAGCCUGCGCACGGGGGUUACGUGGGCGCCGGUAUGCUGUCGGCGGCGGUAGCGGGGGCCGUGUUUGCGUCUCCGCCUCCCGCUAGCAUCCUGGCUGCCAUUCUUCGCCUGCACAGUGCAGGAGCGUCCGGGGUCCUUCUCGUUGUGAAGAACUACACGGGAGACCGCCUCAACUUUGGGCUGGCCGCAGAGCAGGCACGCAACCACGGCGUGGAUGUCGACACGGUGGUCGUCGCUGACGACUGCGCUUUCGCCUCCCCCAGUAAGGCCGGGAAGAGGGGCUUGUGUGGCACUAUUCUCAUUCACAAGCUGGCAGGUGCCUUAGCCGAGGAAGGCUGCUCAUUGGUCCAAAUUGUUACCCGGGUGACAGAGGUUUUACAGGGCACAGGGACACUGGGAGUCAGCCUGUCUCCGUGCAGCGUUCCGGGCUGUCGGCCAUCGUUUGAGCUUCCUCCCGGAGACAUGGAGCUCGGCCUGGGAAUCCACGGGGAGCCUGGGGUGAAAAGAUCCAAGGUGGCGUCUGCGGACGAGGUGGUGUCAGCCAUGAUUGAUCACAUGACCAACGCAGCGAGUCAGUCGUCCUUGCACCUGAGGACGGGUGACGCGCUGGUCGUCUGCGUGAACAAUCUCGGCGCGCUGUCACGCCUGGAGAUGGCCGUUGUGACUCGGGCGGCCAUCGUCUGUCUGGAGAAUCGUGGGAUGCUAGUCGCCAGGGUGAUGGCCGGGUCCUUCAUGACGUCGCUCGAAAUGGCCGGGAUGUCACUGACCUUGAUGCGGGCCAGUCCGGAAAUACUCAGACUCUUCGAUGCCAAGACCAGCGCCCCCGCCUGGCCGAACCUCAGCAGCGGGUGUGCGAGUGGGCGCGCCUACCUCACAGACCCGACCACGGUGCCUGCAGGAGCUCAUGACGACAAGUUGCCCGAAGGACCCCACAGUCCCGUGAUGCGGAAGGCGUUGGAGAGGGUGUGCUCUACGCUGUUGGAAUACCAGGAGGAGCUCAACGCGUUGGACCGCGCUUCUGGGGACGGCGACUGCGGGAACACGCACGCGCAGGGGGCCAGAGCCAUUCAGGUGUGGCUCCAGAGUCAUGUGGUCCCCGGUUGCCCCGGGCAACUGUUGUCUGCCCUUGCUGCAUUGGUGCAGGAGAAGAUGGGCGGGUCUUCGGGUGCGUUGUACAGUUUGUUCCUCACGGCAGCGAGCGGUCACAUGACUGAGGGACGGAGUCAAGCUGCGGCAUGGGCCAGUGCAACGUAUGCUGGGAUGCAGGCCAUGAAAAGAUACGGCGGUGCUGACCUGGGAGACAGAACCAUGUUGGACGCUCUGUAUCCCGCUGUCGACGAGCUGAUGAAACUAAACGGCGCCUCUCCUGGCGGGGAGAUUGCCGUACUGAAAGCUGCUGUUCAGAAAGCAGCCGCGGGCGCCGAAUCCACCCGCAGCCUCGCCGCCAAGGCGGGCCGAGCCAGCUACAUCGCGGCCGAGCGCCUCACCCUGCCUGACCCCGGGGCCAAGGCCGUCGCCGCCAUUUUGAGCGCCGUGUUGGAGGCCCUCGAGGAGCCGCACUUGUAGAAACAGUCCAUAGGACGCAGAAAGAGAAACUUAGAAUUAACAUUCCACAAGAAAUAAACUGUAGAAUAAA
Molecule: messenger RNA, 3451 nt
Organism: Phyllopteryx taeniolatus (common seadragon)
Lineage: Eukaryota; Metazoa; Chordata; Actinopteri; Syngnathiformes; Syngnathidae
Gene: tkfc
Product: triokinase/FMN cyclase
Exons: 22
Coding region: 1636-3381 (581 amino acids)
Biological process (GO): glycerol catabolic process
Cellular component (GO): cytosol
Molecular function (GO): ATP binding; glycerone kinase activity
Source: RefSeq, a predicted model, not a curated record